Messenger RNA from Acanthosepion pharaonis, 1479 nucleotides. Lineage: Eukaryota; Metazoa; Mollusca; Cephalopoda; Sepiida; Sepiidae. The record is from the annotation of a GenBank genome assembly.
AUGUUUUUUCCUUUCAUUCUUUUUGCAUUUUUUCCUUCACCUUCUUUGCAUUUUGCUUUUGCUUCUCCUUCUUUGCAAUUUGCUUUGCUUUUCUUCACCUUCUUUUUUCAUUACUUUUCCUUCUCCUUUCUUUUUUUUACUUUUUGCAUUUCUUUGCAUUUUUUUUGCUUCAUCUUCUUUGCAUUUUUACUUUUAUUCACCUUCUUUGCAUUUUACUUUUGCUUCACCUUCUUUGCAUUUGCUUUUUAUCCUUCUCCUUCUUUACAUUUUUUUUACUUUUCCUUCUUUGCAUUUUUCUUUUCUUUCUCCUUCUUCUUUGCAUUUUUUCAGCCUUCUUUCUUUGCAUUUUUACUUCUCCUUCUUUGCUUUUACUUUUUAUCUCUCCUUCUUUGCAUUUUUUUUAUUUCUUUCUUUGCAUUUUGCUUUUGCUUCUCCUUCUUUUUUACUCACCUUCUUUGCAUUUUACUUUUGCUUUUCUUUGCAUUUUGCCUUUUGCCUUCUUUGCAUUUUGCUUUUAAGCCUUUUUGCUUUUUCUUUUGCUUCUCCUUCUUUGCAUUUUUACUUUUGCUUCACCUUCUUUGCAUUUUUCUUUUUGUUUUCCUUCUUUGCAUUUUUGCUUUUGCUUCACCUUCUUUGCAUUUUGCUUUUGCUUCUCCUUCUUUAUUUUUACAUUUGCUUCUUCUUUGCAUUUUUACUUUUGCUUCUCCUUCUUUGCAUUUUACUUUUAUUCCUUCUUUGCAUUUUUUUACUUUUGCUUCUCCUUCUUUGCUUUUUCUUUGCAUUUUGCUUCUCCUUCUUUGCAUUUUUGCUUUUUCUUCUUUUGCUUUUGCUUUCAGCUUCUUUGCAUUUUGCGUUUGCUUCAUCUUCUUUGCUUUUGCUUUGCAUUUUCUUUGCAUUUUCUUUUGCUUCUCCUUCUUUUUAUUUUGCUUUUCUUUGCAUUUCUUCUCCUUCUUUGCAUUUGCAAAAAUUUUUCUUUGCAUUUUACUUUUUGCUUCUCCUUCUUUGCAUUUUGCCUACGUAAACAUCGUUCUUCUUCUAUUUCUUUUUUUCUUCUUCUUCUUUUUUUUCCUUUUUUUCUUCUUCUUCUUUUUUUCUUUUUCUUCUUCUUCAUUUUCUUUUUCUUUUUCUUCUUUUUCUUUUCUUCCUUUUCUUUUUCUACUGUUUCUUCUUCUUUUUCCUUUUCUUCUUCUUCUUCUUUUCUUCUUAUUGUUUUUCUUCUUCCUUUUCUUCUUCUUCUUUUUUUCUUCUUCUUUUUCUUGUUCUUCCUUUUCUUCUUCUUCUUUUUCUUCUUCUUCCUUUUCUUCUUCUUCUUCUUCUUCUUCUUUUUCUUCUUCUUUUUCUUGGUCUUCCUUUUCUUCUUCUUCUUCUUUUCCUUUUCUUCUUCUUCUUCUUCUUCUUCUUCUUCUUCUUCUUCUGUGCGACAUCAACGAUCAUGGCUCUCGAACGCUUCCCUUGUGUCUCGUAACAGUUUUUUUUUAA